UGUGGGGACCCGCUCGGCACUGGGCUGCAGGGGACCGGGCUACAUGGUGCAGUAGUGUUCCAAACGGAGGCUGGCCUCACCUGGGAAGCCAGAGAGUCCAAGGGAGUCCACCUGGAACGGCCCAAGUCGGUGAGGCAAGGACGGCGCCUGACGUCCGGGGGCCGCAGAUGGCAGCUAUCAAAAGGAAAUAGGAUCAUGGCAGCAGAUGAUGACAAUGGUGACGGAACAAGUUUAUUUGAUGUCUUUUCUGCUUCUCCUCUCAAAAAUAAUGAUGAAGGCUCAUUGGACAUAUAUGCUGGGUUGGACAGUGCUGUCGCUGACAGCACUUCGAAAUCCUGUGUACCAUCCAGAAAUUGUUUGGAUUUGUAUGAAGAGAUCUUGACUGAAGAAGGAACUGCAAAGGAAGCAACAUAUAAUGAUUUACAGGUAGAAUAUGGAAAAUGUCAGCUGCAGAUGAAAGAACUGAUGAAAAAGUUUAAGGAAAUACAGACACAGAAUUUCAGCUUGAAAAAUGAAAACCAGUCUCUUAAGAAGAAUAUUUCAGCACUUAUCAAAACUGCCAGAGUGGAAAUAAACCGCAAGGAUGAAGAGAUAAAUAAUCUUUACCAAAGAUUGUCUGAGUUUUCUCAUUUUCGAAAUAAUCAUAAAACUUCAAGGACAUCAGAUGCAAUUAGAACAAAAGAUCUUAGAUCCAGGUCUCCCCAUUUGGACGAUUGUUCAAAGACUGACCACAGAGUGAAAAGUGAUGUUUCCAAAGAUGUACAUCAUAACACUUCACUGCCAAACCUGGAAAAGGAAGGAAAAUCACAUUCUGAAAAAAAGAAUACUUCACAUUUGCCUUCAUCUGUUGAGAAACACUGCACAAAUGGCAUUUGGUCACGUUCUCAUUAUCAGAUGGGUGAAGGUAACUCAAAUGAAGAUAAUAGAAGAGGGAGAAAAGACACUAGACAUAGCCAGUAUGGCAGAGGUACUGAUAGAAUACGAAAAGAUUUAAGUAAUAACUUUGGUGAAGGGGAACCAAGAAACACAGAGACUAGUCCAAGGCUACAAGGGCAUUCUGAGAAGUAUGGUAAAGGUGAGCCAAAGACUGAAAGCAAAUAUUCAGUGUUCAAAAGUAAUACAGAUUUUGACUAUAAAAGUGAACGUAGUAGCUCUUCCUGGGAAAAAGAGACCUCUAGAGAAAGGUCACACGUGCGAAUAGAAUCUCAAAAUGACAAAAAACUAGAAAGACAAAGUGAAAGAUUACAGAACACAGUUAGAAAAGAAUUAAAAUCACAAGACAGAGAAGAAAGAAAAGUUGAUCCAAAACUUAAAUCAGCAAUAAAAGAUCAAGAUCACUGGAGGAGAUCUGAACGAGCAUCGCUUCUUCAUUCUACAAGUGAAAUAAAAUCUCAUAGUUCCAGUAAAUACCAUCCAGAGGAGAGAAGAGGAAGGGAAGAUUGUAAAAGAAACAGGAACUUGAGCAGUCAUAAUUUUCAAGUUGGAAGAUGUUUAUCUUCUUUUUCAAGCAGUAGAGCUCAUAAACAUGUGGAAUUGAAGGACGUUGAUGGUACACACCAAUGGGAAAAUACACCUUUAAAAACCGAGAGGCAUAGAAAUGAAGAUAAGAGGAAAAGAGAGCGAGAAGAUAAAGAAGAAAAUCGGCAUAUGAAAAACGACAAAAAAUCACCUAUAGAACAUUUGCACAAGACUAAUAAAGAAACUAAGAAAACUACUGAUUUAAAGGAACAGAACGGGACAAAAAAUGAUAAAGAUGAAGUCUCUAAUAAUGAAGUUUCUGAAGGAAUGGAUAAUAAAGAGUUUGCAAUGAAAGCUGAGAAUGGUACAAAAGAAACAAAAAAUAAAGACUUAAAGUUAAGUUUUAUGGAAAAAUUAAACUUAACUCUUUCUCCUGCUAAAAAGCAGCCCGUUUGUCAGGAUAAUCAUUAUAAAAUAACUGAAACUUCUAAAGCUAAUGACAUAUGUGGUUCAGAGUCCUCAGUGCAGGCCGAAACAGUGACUUGGGUGCCCUCUGUCAGUGAACAUGUCACUGAGAAAACCAUAUCAAAGUUGCUAGAGCCAAAGGAUGGUCUUCCAGCAGUAUCUGAACUCAGAAGCUGUAGUCCAGAAAGCAAAACAGAAAAGACUAGUUUGCUUAUUAAGUCUGUUGAGGAUACUACACCUUGUGGAGUGCCCAUUUGUGGUCCAGAGACUUCCUCCGCAUCUGUAGAAGCAGAACAAACAGAAUCCUUGUUUACAUCAACAGCAGAAAUGGGAAAAACCAUUGAUGGUGCAGCUGUAGCAGAUUCUGUGGUAAUGAAUGUAUUAAAAACUGACUUUUCUCAAAACUUAGGCCUAGAACUGGAUACCAAAGGACAUGAUGAUUUGAAUUCUUGUGAUAUUUCUGAGACUAUGGAAAGGAAAGAGGGUCACUCAACUAAAGUGGCUGAAACCAGCGAAAGUGUUCUACAACCCUUGGUUGAAGAAGCUAGCAUUUUGCCAGUAAAUCCUUCACAACUAGAUAAUCCCAAACUUAAGCCUUCUCUUACAGAUACACCUCUGAAUGAGAGCAGCUCUUGUCAUUUGGAGCCCUGCAUAUCUAAAGAAAUUUUAACAUCUUCACUUCAGCAGACUGAAUUGAUGAAUCACAGAAUGGACACUGGAGAGACAAAUUCAGUAUAUCAUGAUGAUGAGAACUCAGUUUUGAGCAUUGACCUCAGUCAGCUGAGGCCUAUUCCAGAAGCCAUCAGUCCUCUAAAUAGUCCAGUGAGACCUGUGGCAAAAGUUCUCAGAACGGAAAGCACACCUCCAGUUGCAUUGUAUAAUAAAGGUGUGCUUCCACCAAAUUCAACUUACUCAACUUCCAAGAGUCAGUCUGAUCUCAACAAGGAAAAUCAAAAGCCAGUUUGUAAAUUUGACAAAUGUACAGAAGCAGACUCCUAUAUGAAUUCAUCUUUACAUGAACUAGAAGAAGGAGAAAUUCUAACUGACAGUGAAGACUCCAGUGUACAAACAAAUUUGGAGAAAAAUGACAAACCUAAAUCUGCUGCAGCACAGAACACAAAAACAAACUCAGGAAGUAGGAAAAGCGCUGCUCAUAUGAACAUAGACCAUAGGAAAACAUAUGUAAAAAUCCACCAGACCAACACUAGGUGGCACAAAAACCCAAGUGGAUCUCAGAGGUCUUCAAAAACAAAGAGAAAAGAUGAAACAAUGAGUACUUCCAGCUUGGAGAAAAUAGUUUCAAUCAUUGCUGUGCCUUGUUCUAUAGGAGAGAUUAUGCAUAUGUUACAAAUGAUUAAAAAGCAUGUAAAGAAAAAUUACAUGAAAUUCAAGGUAAAGUUUUCAUUGCUACAAUUUCACAGAAUUAUUGAGUCUGCUAUUUUGAGUUUUACUUCACUAAUUAAACACCUUGACUUAUCCAAGAUCUCUAAGUCAGUAACUAGUUUACAGAAGAAUCUCUGUGAUUUUAUUGAAUCUAAACUUAAGGAAGUUAAGAAAAAUGGCAUAGUUGAUCGCUUAUUUGAACAGCAGCUGCCAGAUAUGAAAAAAAAAUUAUGGAAGUUUGUAGAUGAACAACUUGAUUAUUUGUUGGCAAAGCUUAAGAAAAUCUUACUGAAGUUUUAUUCUCUAAACUUUGGAAGUGACAGUGAUGAAGAAAAGCUUGAAAAAGCAAAAAAAGACAGAGUACAAUAUUCAAAUAGACAGAAGGGAAAUCUCGAUGACAACAAAAAAGAAAUGCUAAGAGAAAAGUUGCCAAAAUCAGAACACUCUGUAAAUUUUAAGUCUUUGCCAGGAUCUAAAAAAACUGAGGAAAAACAAGAUCAGAAUAACUCCGGUAUUAACAUUGUAAAGCAUGACAUUAAAAGAAGUUUUAACACCUGCUUUGAUAAUAUAAAAAACUGUCAAUCUGAAGCACACUCUUUGGAACUAAACUGUCUGAAAGGCUCUAAGCCAGUUGAAAAUGAAAGCAACGCUGUAGAGGAUUCACAAUUGCCCCAGCAUGCUUCUUUGAAGUCAGAACGUGGUUUUGAGAUUCUUACUGAACAGCAGACAUCAAGCCUUACUUUUAAUUUAGUGAGUGAUGCUCAGAUGGGUGAAAUAUUUAAAAGUUUAUUACAAGGUUCUGAUCUUUUGGACAGCAGUGUUAAUUGUACUGAUAAAUCUGAGUGGGAGUUAAAGACUCCAGAAAAACAGCUUCUAGAGAGUCUUAAAUGUGAAUCUAUACCAGCUUGUGCAACAGAAGAGCUAGUUACAGAGGUGAUUUCUCCAGGUCCUAAAAUGAUUAGUGAUGAUAAUUGGUCUUUAUUAUCAUCUGAAAAAGGUCCAUCUCUGCCUUCAGGACUUUCUUUGCCAGUUCAUCCUGAUGUUUUAGAUGAAAAUUGUAUGUUUGAGGUUUCUACUAACCUUGCUCUAAAUAAAGAAAACAUAUGCAGUUCAGAAAAGAGCAAGGCCUGCAUUUCUUCCAUACUCAUUGAAGAUCUUGCAGUCUCUUUAACUGUACCUUCACCCCUGAAGUCAGAUGGUCAUCUCAGUUUCUUAAAACCUGAAGUUUUGUCUAGUUCAACUCCUGAAGAAGUUAUUAGUGCACAUUUCAGUGAAGAUGCUUUACUUGAAGAAGAGGAUGCAUCUGAACAAGAUAUUCAUUUAGCUCUAGAGUCUGAUAAUUCAAGCAGUAAAUCAAGUUGUUCAUCUUGGACAAGCAGGUCUGUUGCCCCUGGUUUUCAGUAUCACCCUAAUCUACCCAUGCAUGCUGUCAUAAUGGAAAAGUCCAAUGAUCAUUUUAUUGUCAAAAUACGGCGUGCAGCUCCGUCCACCUCCUCCGCUCUCAAACAGGGUAAGGUAGCUGAUGAGUCAUUGGCGUCUUUGCCUGGAGAUGAAAAGGAAACUGAUGAUGUAGCAAAGAAGGAACAUAUUUCAUGUCAGCAUGCAGGUUUUAAGUCUGUGGAGGAGCUGGAAACCUGCAACAAUAGCAAUACCAGUAAAUCAGUUAACGAACAGAGCUCUGUGAUACAAACACAGGUUCCUGAUAUAUAUGAAUUUCUUAAGGAUGCUUCAGGAAAGGCCAGUCAUGAUGAUGAAGUACCUGGUAAUUGUUUCAAGUUGCACCAAGUAUGGGAAUCGAAAGUGCCUGAAAACAUUGAAGAAUUGCCUUCAGUGGAAGAAGUUCCACACUCUGUCGAGGAUCAUCUUCCAAACACAUUAAUAGACUUAACAAAAGAUCCAGUAACUGAGACAAAAAACUUGGGGGAAUUAAUAGAAGUAACAGUUUUAAAUAUUGAUCAGUUGGGAUGUUCUGGAGACAACUUAGAUCAAAGUGCUCAAAUACUGAAUCAUUCUUUGAAGCCCGAAACUAUAGAUGCUUUUAUUGAUUUAACACAAGAUGCUUCAAGCAAAAGUAAAAAUGAAGGUAACCAUCCUGUGUUAGCAGUGGAAGGCUUGGGGUGUCAGGUGAUAUGUGUGGAUGAAGACAACUGUAAGGAAAAGGUGCAACUGGCAGGCAGGCCUUUGGAAUAUGUUGGUGAAGAAACCUGUAUAGACUUGACCACAGAAUCUCCUCAUUCAUAUGAAGUAAAGAAAGAUGAUUUAAAAUCAGAACCAGUGUCAAAUUCUAAUGGUUCAGAGUUGCCUGGGACUUUAGCUAAUGUUCAAAAGAAAAGAAAAAAAUUUUCUGACCUAAAUCAUUCUCAGAAGAAACAAAGACAGGAGACAGACUUAACCAAUACAGAAGAGACAAAGAAACUUAUCCAAGAUUCUAAUGAAGAUAAUGAAGCUCUUCAAAAGAAAGCCAGUAAGAAAGGGACGGUGAAUAAAGAUUCUUCCUCAACAGUAAGCCAGGAGAUUAAGAAUUCACCAGCACCUCUUACCACUUCUCCUACAAGUCUUUAUGCAAAGAAUGUUAUUAAGAAGAAGGGAGAAAUUACACUUUUAUGGACAAGAAAUGAUGACCGGGAAAUUUUACUAGAGUGUCAGAAAAGAAGGCCAUCGCUGAAAACGUUCACACAUUUAGCUGUCAAAUUAAAUAAAAAUCCAAAUCAGGUUUCAGAAAGAUUCCAGCAGCUAAAGAAGCUCUUUGAAAAGUCGAAAUGCAGGUAGCUAAUGGUCAAACUACAGGAGACUAGUAUAGAAAAUGAUUGACACAUCAUACAUCAUUUGCAGCUGGCCCAUUAACCACUGCAGAUGUGGGCAGUGGGUGAGGGAGCAGCACCGGUAGAGUUCCCGCGUCAGUCACAGGUUGGGACGCUUGCAGGCAGCCCAGGUUCUGGCAUGCACAGGGCCAUACUCCUGAAGCCUGCUGCAGACCAGCAUGGCAUCUCCUCAGCUUUCAGAUUGCUGAUGAGUCUAAGGUGAGGGAUAUCGAUUUGAUAUGACUAAUAAUUUCUUUUAGAUAAAGAAGAAUAAAGAAAAAUAUUUGUGACUAAUACUAUAUUUCAUAACUGGUGAAGUCUAUGUGGUCAUUAUAAUUUAAUAUUUCUCACAUUUUUAUGAGGCAUACUUAUGCUUUAGAAUACAAGAUAUAUGUUCCUAAUAUGAAGUCCAUUGACAUCUAAAUAGAUGACAGCAUUACUGCAUUAAGUUAUUGAUACUGUUCACAGACAUGCUUGCUCAGUUUCUUUAAGCCAUUCGUGCAUAUUAAAAACUAAUAUUUAAAUUUAUUGGCACGUUUUUAUGUCAGACUUCAGUGAAGUGCUUUUUUGGAUUUUCAGGGAAGAAAAAAUAAUAUUAACAUUUACUGUAUUCGCUGUAUUUUUCAUUGGAUUUUUAGUAAAAAUUAUUUGAAUGCAAAACAUCUAGUUUUAAAUUAAGUUCAAAUUAAAUCCAAAUAGAAGCUAUUUGGACACAGAUCAAUCUUUAUUUCUACCUCCAUGUAAGUUACUAUCUAAUACUAAAGCAACUGGUUUGCUAGUGAGAUCUUCAAAAGAUAUUUGCUGGUUUACUGUGAAUUUGUAUCACAGUGUCUCCACCAAAUAAUGGAGAAUUUUGGAAAGAAGCUUAGUCUAAGCCUAAAGAACUUUAAAAGAAUACAGCAUUAGGCAUAAGUGGCUUCCUUAGUUUACAGAUUGUGUCUCCAUUAAGGUUUCUGCUACCUUUAAAAAACUAACCUCAAUUUGUUACUUUAACAUUACCUAAAAAUAUGAUUUCUGUUCUCUUGUGAAGAUAAUAUAAAUUCAGAGCGGAACUAACUUGGUUCUGGAAAUGAUGCUAAAAUUUCAAAUUCCAUUGUACAUGUAAAAUCAUUAAAAGUUUUGCAGAUAUAAAAUCUCUCAACUAAUUUGAUAUUUGGGGAGAGUGUAUGAUCAUACACAGAUUUAUUUCAUUCCUAGUUGUCUCUUAACUGAUUUUACUUUCCCCCAAGUAUUAUGGUUUCAUUAAAUUCUUACCAAAAUUGCAGUAUGACAGUGGUUAUCAAACAGAUUCUGUAAAAGUUGUAUUUUUAACACCAGUACUAUGUAAGUAGAGGUAAAAAGGAGUACUUACACAGGUGGACUUGGUAAUUCACAGCUGUAAUCCCAGCGCUUGGGAGGCUGAAGCAGAAAGAUCACCAUGAUUUCGAGGCCAUUCUGGGCUAC
Messenger RNA from Octodon degus (degu), 7550 nucleotides. It is a transcript of the gene Casp8ap2, whose product is annotated as caspase 8 associated protein 2. Gene Ontology annotation, cellular component: PML body; mitochondrion. The record is from RefSeq and is a predicted model, not a curated record. Gene Ontology annotation, molecular function: transcription corepressor activity. Lineage: Eukaryota; Metazoa; Chordata; Mammalia; Rodentia; Octodontidae. Bases 196 to 6075 code for a protein of 1959 amino acids. The transcript is spliced from 10 exons. Gene Ontology annotation, biological process: Fas signaling pathway; extrinsic apoptotic signaling pathway via death domain receptors.